Molecule: messenger RNA, 1089 nt
Organism: Cetraspora pellucida
Lineage: Eukaryota; Fungi; Glomeromycota; Glomeromycetes; Diversisporales; Gigasporaceae
Source: the annotation of a GenBank genome assembly
AUGAGCGCCGAUAAUGAAUUUUACUCUCCACUUUUCAGUAAAAAUGGUUUAUCAAAGUCACAGCGUCCGGUUUCUCGGAUCUCUUUACCUGAAGAACGUCAUCAAGAACGUGAGCAAUAUUUCCACAACGUACUGCCUGAAGCAAAUUUCCAAUUUUCUCAACUUACAUUGCCCCAGAUCCAUUUUCGACCCAUGUUACCUGAAGAACAUCAACAACAAUAUCGUUCUCAUCAUAAUCGACAUGAUUCCUAUAGCACUGACAAAACUGAUCAUACUUACGUAGCAACUGAUCUUUCAAAUAAUUUUAAGGAUCCUCAAAACCCAAUUCUUCUUAAUGCCAAUGGUUCUCCACAAACCCUAACUCCUAUAUAUCCUACUCCUCACUCUGAAGCUACUUCUAGUAUUCCAACUCCUACUAUUAGUUACCCAAUCUAUGAUGACAAAAAUUUUAACCUUCCUGGAGGUGACCCGAAAUUCGGCAAAUCUUUAAAAAUGUCUAGACGCAAACUCUGGAUCAUUCUUGCUUUGUUUCUCGCCUUGAUACUACUAAUCAUUGUUGUUUCAGUUAUAGUAGUCAAAGUAAAUAAUGCUGCCGCUCAAAAUUCACAAACAAAUAACGAUUUAGAAUCUAAUGGAAAUGGAACUAAUUCAUCUACUAAUAAUUCUACUGGAAUUAAUUCAUCUACUAAUAAUUCUACUGGAAUUAAUUCAUCUACUAAUAAUUCAACUGGAAUUAAUUCUACUACCAAUAUACCUCCUGAAAAUAGUCCUAGUAAUGAUUCGUCUAACGUAUCUAAUACAACUGACGUUAAUCCAAACGGAAGUUUACCUUUAAUCGGUAAUUCCGACUCUACUUCAAGAAAGACUUUACCUACAGUUUCUGCUCCUCCUAUUCCUAAUAGUUGUCCUUCACCAAAACCUUGCACCACUCCUGGACAGAUGCUUUGUCCUCCUAUAGAUGGAAGCAAAUGCAAUUACUAUUGUGCACCUUCGUGUCCAAGUAAUGGUGAUGAUAAUGGUGAUGACAAUGGUGAUGAUAAUGGUGAUGACAAUGGUGAUGACAAUGGUGAUGAUAGCGAUGAUGGUUAA